This is a messenger RNA of Sphaerodactylus townsendi, 5132 nucleotides long. It is a transcript of the gene PALS1, whose product is annotated as protein associated with LIN7 1, MAGUK p55 family member. Gene Ontology annotation, cellular component: plasma membrane; adherens junction. Gene Ontology annotation, molecular function: protein binding. The record is from RefSeq and is a predicted model, not a curated record. The coding region runs from base 324 to 2387 and encodes 687 amino acids. Gene Ontology annotation, biological process: morphogenesis of an epithelial sheet; establishment or maintenance of polarity of embryonic epithelium; protein localization to plasma membrane. The transcript has 14 exons. NCBI's taxonomy places the organism in Eukaryota, Metazoa, Chordata, Lepidosauria, Squamata, Sphaerodactylidae.
UGUGGCGCCUCCCGCUCUCCCUUUCCUCCCCCUCCCUGGCGGCUGCGCGCGGGGUGAAUCGGGAAGAGCCCGUCUCGCUGUUAGCCUCGGGCCCAUGAGUGUUGUUUUGAGGGGCCUGGAGGGACGGGGUGAUGGGCGUGCCCCCUCGCGGUGCAGGUUGAGCCGUCCCCCCCGCCCCGGUCUGGUAUGGUUGGCCAGAAGACCAUAAAGAUUUUCUCACUGGAUAUUUCUUUUCAUCUGGGGUUGGUAAUGCAUAAGAAGAAUUGAAAUUAUAAUGGAUUUUAAGUAGUACCAUCAAGAAAAUAGGCUUUAUAAUACAUUUUAUGUCUGACAAGUUGUACACCUUUUUAUGUACAACGAUGACAACCAGUCAUAUGAAUGGACAUGUAACAGAAGAUUCAGACAGUGAAGCAAAAAAUAUGGAUCUUGCACCUUUUGAAGAGCCUCAGAAGCAUAGAGAAAUGGCUGUUGAUUGCCCUGGUGAUCUGGGCACCAGGAUGAUGCCACUACGGCGGAGUGCUCAACUGGAGCGAAUUCGUCAACAGCAGGAAGACUUGAGACGCAGGCGGGAAGAAGAAGGAAAGAAACAGGAAUUGGACCUCAAUUCUUCUAUGCGGCUAAAGAAGCUGGCUCAAAUUCCUCCCAAAACUGGAAUAGACAAUCCUAUGUUUGAUACAGGAGAAGGAGUUAUCCUGGAGAGCCCGCACUGUGCUGUGAAAGUCUUAGAAGUUGAUGAGCUGCUAUCUUCUCUUAAACAUGUCCAGCAUACUCUGGUAGAUCCUCAAAGCCAAGAGGAAAUUGCUCUAAUAUUGCAGCUAGUCCAGAACACUGACUUCCAAAAUGCAUUUAAGAUACACAAUGCCGUUACCGUUCAUAUGAAUAAAGCAAGUCCUCCAUAUCCUUUAAUCUCCAACGCACAGGAGCUUGCACAAGAGGUACAGUGUGUGCUGAAACCAAGCCAUCAGAAAGAUGGACUGGAACUUAAUUCUUUAUUGAAUGCUCCUCAUAUUCAGGCACUGCUGUUGGCUCAUGAUAAAGUUGCUGAGCAGGAAAUGCAACCAGAGCCAUUACCAGAUGAAAAGAUUUAUGAGAAUGUUGGUCUGUAUGGAGGAGAGACCGUUAAAAUAGUUCGCAUUGAGAAGGCUAGAGAUAUUCCAUUGGGUGCUACUGUACGCAAUGAAAUGGAUUCGGUCAUCAUUAGUCGAAUAGUGAAAGGAGGUGCAGCAGAGAAGAGUGGGCUGCUGCAUGAAGGUGAUGAAGUUCUGGAAAUUAAUGGAAUUGAAAUUCGUGGAAAAGAUGUCAAUGAAGUUUUUGAUUUACUGGCAGACAUGCAUGGCACUCUGACAUUUGUGCUGAUUCCCAGUCAGCAGAACAAGCCACCACCUGCGAAGGAGACAGUGAUCCAUGUGAAAGCUCACUUUGACUAUGAUCCAUCUGAUGACCCCUAUGUCCCUUGCAGAGAGCUAGGCCUAUCCUUUCAAAAGGGAGAUAUACUCCAUGUCAUCAGCCAGGAAGACCCAAACUGGUGGCAGGCUUAUCGAGAUGGAGAUGAGGAAAACCAGCCUUUGGCAGGCCUUGUGCCAGGAAAAAGCUUCCAGCAACAAAGGGAAGCCAUGAAACAAACUAUAGAGGAAGAUAAAGAACCAGAAAAAUCAGGAAAACUUUGGUGUGCAAAGAAAAACAAAAAGAAACGGAAAAAAGUUCUAUAUAAUGCCAAUAAAAAUGAUGAUUAUGACAACGAGGAGAUCUUGACUUAUGAGGAAAUGUCCCUUUAUCACCAACCAGCAAAUAGGAAACGACCUAUUGUCCUGAUUGGCCCACAGAACUGUGGCCAGAAUGAACUGCGGCAGAGGCUAAUGAGUAAUGAAGCUGAUCGGUUUGCUUCUGCAGUUCCUCAUACAACACGGAACAGGAGAGACACUGAAGUAGCUGGCCGAGAUUACCAUUUUGUGUCACGACAAGCAUUUGAGGCUGACAUAGCUGCUGGGAAGUUUAUCGAGCAUGGUGAAUUUGAGAAGAAUUUGUAUGGCACCAGCAUAGACUCUGUCCGGCAAGUGAUCAAUUCUGGAAAGAUAUGUCUCUUAAAUCUUCAUACACAGUCACUGAAGAGCUUACGUAAUUCAGACUUGAAGCCAUAUAUUAUUUUUAUUGCGCCACCUUCUCAAGAGCGGCUUCGUGCAUUACUGGCCAAAGAAGGCAAAAAUCCAAAGCCUGAAGAACUACGAGAAAUUAUAGAGAAAACCAGAGAGAUGGAACAAAAUAAUGGCCAUUAUUUUGAUACUGCAAUUGUUAAUUCUGAUAUCGAUAAAGCAUAUCAAGAACUACUUCGUUUAAUUAACAAACUUGAUACAGAACCUCAGUGGGUCCCAUCUUCUUGGCUACGGUAAAAAGAACACUUCCAAGGCAAAGGAGGCCUUGGCCAAUAGAAGACUGACUUAUCCCUGAGAUUAGAUAACAGGUUAAGCUCUAGCACGUAAUGAUCAGUGCAAAGGAAUCACGCAAAGAGGACAGUUCUGGUGUGAUUUAGAAUAUAGGACUUUCACCACCUUUUGACCAGACAUGAAUGGUCUGAACAAGCCACUACCUUUAUAAAAAAAAUUUGAGUUAGCCUUUAAAUUAGAUUUUCUGUUUAGAAUUUUUGCUUAAAACUUGGCAGUUGAAGCAAGUUGUAUAAAUAUUGGUUAUUAUUUAACACUGUUAACUUAAUGAAUUUACCUGUAUGGAAUAUUGGACAGAGGAACUAAUCUGAAUGCUCUCUCAGCGGUAUAAAAGGACCACUUUAAUUUGGGAUUGCCCUGUUAGGCUUGAAUUUGUUACUGAUAAAACAUUCCAUCAUCAAAUGGCACUGCAGUUUUCAACAGAAAAUAUGUACAAUGUAAAUAUUUCAACUUUUUUGUCUUCAGUUAUUUGUAAAUCAGAUUUGACAGCUUAUUAAAUAGUCCUAAAUCUCACAGAACAUGAAUUAUAUAUAAGCUGAUAUUUUAGAUGAGGUAUUUUUAAAUUUAUUGGUUGGCAGCCACGGUUAUCCCACGGCACUGUAGAAAAAAAUUAGAAGGGAAAGGUUAUAUUUUUAUGAAAAUAGACAUUCUUAUAUGGAUUUUUAAAAACAGAUUUACUUCCUGAUAAUGUAAAAUGUCUUUUAUAACCAAGAAAGCAGACUUUCAGAUAAUGAACAUCAGAAUAUUUUCUUGUAUUUUUUUACCCAGGUACAAAAUGUUUCAUGACUGUUUGUCAUGUAGGUAGCUAACUGGAGUUAUUUAAAUCAAAUUAUUUGCCCUUGAUACUGUAAAACAAAAUGCCUAGUGAGAGAAUGUGAAUUGCUAAAUUAGAAACAGGGCUUGUUCUUUUUUUUAAUAGGACCAACAUAUCUCUAUGUGCAAUUGGAAAUACUUUUGAAGGUUCCAUUAUUAUUAUUUCUGUUACCUUUGAAGGUUCCAUUAUUAUUUCUAUUACAUUUAUGAACCAUCUGCAAGUAUAGCUGCUUUUUGAAAUUUAUUAGUUUUGUUGUUUCUUUCUGGUGGCAUCCUUGAAUGUGAAUAUUAAUAGUUUUCUUUGUUUUCAGUCAUAGCUUAUUUUUAUACACAGUCAUACACACUGGAAUUACUUCAACACACACGAAUAUAACUAAUAGUGAAGAAUUAGUUGUCUUUCCAUGUUUUCAUAUUUUUCUGUAAAAGGUUCAACGGAACAAAUCUAACCAAGAUUGAUACAUUUUUUAGUUUUCAUAGCUGAACAUAUUAUUCGUUGAUGUAUGGAGUGUGUGAAAAGCUAGUUCUGACAAACUGAUUGGAAGAAUUUCAUGAACGUUAGGAAUCUAUGCCCCCACUUUAGGGGAAAAGGAAAGAGAAAUUUGUAAGAACCUAGAGCCUCCACUCCUGUGUAUGCUAUACACAAAUGGUCUUACACUGUAACAAAUUGAUAAAGAGAUCACAAAAUCACUCAGAUGUGCCUCCAUCCAAUAAAGCCUUUGGGUAGGAGAGAGAAAUGUUAUAGAAUAAACUAUGUGUCACUGUAACGUCUGCAAGUAAUUGUUUACCUAGUACGUCUGGUGAAAAGAGGAAUGCGUUGGUGAGUUUUUAAAAGUGUGAUUUUAGUCACCAGCAUUAAGACAUCGUGGGCCACUGCAGAUGUAGUACAUAACUUAAAAAUGAGAAAUGGGCUGCAGGCUCAUACAUGCCUUUCCAGUCUCACAAAAACUACCCCCACACACAGAACCUUAACUAAGGAGAGUGCAAAUAAAGGCAAGUUUAUAAACUGGCAUUUGAAACUGAUUACAAACGUAUUAAUCAUGGUUAAUGGUGGCACAGACAUGGAAAGCUGUGUUUAAGGGCAGUGGAACCCGUGCACUUGGGGGCAAGAGAAGAGAGAGUGCACAUCUGUGACCUUUUCUCAAUUCUUGGCAUUUCUAAUAAGUUUGUUGGAAUUACCCAAGUGUGGAAUUAUUCCUCCUUUAAGAGAAACAGUUCUGAUUCAUGAGAUCUAAAUGUAUUAGUAGCCAUGAGAAAAAAAUUCUGAUUUUUAAAAAUAUUGUAGGUUAAUUGUGACAUUGCCAUUUAAACUGAUUGUAAUCUAUGGUGAAAUAGUGCAAUUGGCACCCCAUACCAUCAGUAUGUUAAGCAAUAAAACUUUUUGUGUCUUUAAUUAUCUUUUGAAUUCUUCAGAUGUUUUGAAUUUUAAUUGGAACAUAACCUUUAAAUGAACAAACUACCAAAUGGUGUCAGCUGUUUCUUGCCUUUGCAAGGCCUAAAUGUUCAUAUUGACCUCAGGUUACAAAUUUGCAACAUUUUGGUAGACUGCCAUGGAGUCUUCGCAGAUCCUUUUAAAAAGGCCAAUAGAAUUGAAAUGUAUCCAUAUUAUGGUAUUCCAUAUUAUAGAGAGCAAAAAAGUUGGUAAAACUGUCUUCUAGAUAGAUUAGUGGCGAGAAAUAUUUCUUUUGCUAAUGGGUUCCUGUUGACAACCCAUGAACGUAAUUGUUUAAUAUGAAGAAUUAACAAAGGCAUAAAAGCCUUGACGUUUGGGUAGCCCUAGGUUGUAGACUGAUACCAUGUACACUAUUUGGAGAUGUUAAGAACUGCACAUUAAUGUAAAAAUGUAAAAUAUUUUUAGGCUUCAAAUAAAUCACUGUAAAUUUA